AUGGUUAUUCUAAACAAGGCAUACGAAUAUGAUGCGUUCUUGAGUUUUAGAGGUGAAGAUACCCGCAUGGGAUUCACAAGCACUUUGAAAGGCAUUUUGGAAAUGAGGACGAUUAAGACCUUCAUGGAUGAUGGGAUUCCAAGGGGAGAAGAAAUUUCUGCUGAACUUAUCAAAGCGAUUGGAAGUUCAAUGGUUUCGAUAAUUGUAUUCUCUGAAAACUAUGCAUCUUCCACUUGGUGCUUGGAUGAACUUGUCAAGAUUAUUGAGUGUAAGAAAAAUGGCCAAAUGGUUAAAGUGAUACCAAUUUUUUAUAAGGUAGAUCCAGCAAAAGUACGCCAUCAAAAGGGAAAGUUUGGAGAACAUUUAAAAGAACAUGAAAAAAAAAUUGAGGAUAAUAUGAAGAAGGUGCAAAAAUGGAGGAAGGCUCUAACUAGGGCGAGCAACUUUACUGGUCAUCACUACAAGGGCAACUACGGCCCCUCUGAAUUCAAAAUUAUCCAAGAUAUCUCUGAAGAGAUCUUAAGUGUUAAAUUAGAUUGCACGAAAAUUUCUGCUACAAAAUAUCUAGUUGGAAUAAAUUCUCGCAUAAGUGACGUCAUAUAUCGGUGUUUAGAUCUUCAGUCAAAAUUUUCCUGUACCUUAGGGAUCUAUGGCCUUCCUGGAGUGGGUAAGACAACAAUUGCAAAAGCUAUAUUUGACACAAUUCGUCAUCGUUUUGAUGGAAGCAGCUUUCUAGAGAAUGUUAGAGAAAAAUCAAAAAGAAAUGAUGUUGUAAUCCAACUGCAAGAGACACUUUGUAAUGAGAUCUUAGGGUAUCGAAAUUUGACGGUUGGGAGUACAUCUAGAGAAAACAAUAUGACAAUUGAGAGGCUGUACUACAAGGUUAAGGCAUUAAAUGUUCACGAAUCUCGUGAACUCUUUUGUCAACAUGCCCUUGGAAGAAAUAGACCUGAUAAAGAUUCUUUGGAACUUGUCAACCAAUUUAUACAUUAUGCCAAAGGUCUUCCAUUAGCUCUAAAAAUCAUUGGUGCAGAGUUGUAUGGAAAAACUAAUGAUGAAUGGAAAAGUGCAUUAGAAAAGUAUAAAAGAUAUCCUAAUGGAGAUAUACAAGAAAUACUCAAAAUAAGCUAUGAUGGAUUGGAACAACCUCAACAAGAGAUUUUCCUUGAUAUUGCAUGUUUCCUUAAAGGAGAAAAGAAGGAUUUUGUUGUAGAUAUACUAACCAGUAUCUAUUGCUAUGAACCACAUCAUGAUAUUAAAAGACUUAUUGAUAAGUGUCUCAUAGCUGUUAGUAGAGAUGGCAAACUAUGGAUGCAUGACUUGAUUCAGCAAAUGGGACAAAAUUUAGAACAAAGCAGGCUAUUGUGUUACAAGGGUGCUCCUCAAGCACUUAUUGUAAAUAAGCGGACAUAG
Molecule: messenger RNA, 1413 nt
Organism: Quercus lobata
Lineage: Eukaryota; Viridiplantae; Streptophyta; Magnoliopsida; Fagales; Fagaceae
Product: TMV resistance protein N-like
Exons: 4
Coding region: 1-1413 (470 amino acids)
Biological process (GO): defense response; signal transduction
Molecular function (GO): ADP binding
Source: RefSeq, a predicted model, not a curated record